AUGCUUGAUCACGCAAUUCCCCACCGCCCGCUGCAGAAGGCCUAUCAUUGGUCCAUCCCCCAACGUGGGCUGUUUAGCGUGCCUGAUGCCAUUCUGCCGCUUCUCGGUGUGCUUCUGGGUCAGGUCGGUUCGUGGGAACUAUACUGCGCUCUCUCUGAGACCUUGAUCGUGUAUCGUGGUCUCUUGUCUGAUUCCUAUAUAAUGCCUCCGUUUUCCUGCUCUCUCUCCUUUUUCACGUCCUCUCUCCCCCUGCUUCCCGCCGACUCUGCAUUGAGCCGUGUAAAGUCGGCCGACAAGUGCGAACCAAUGGAGUCUUGGCGGGAUGGCGCAAUUGCCGUUGCUCGUGUUGGCGUCGAAUUAUUAAUCCUCGACUCCCUGCACCGAGUCGAUCCUUUGUGA
This is a messenger RNA of Penicillium lagena, 399 nucleotides long. RefSeq lists its product as uncharacterized. Lineage: Eukaryota; Fungi; Ascomycota; Eurotiomycetes; Eurotiales; Aspergillaceae. The coding region runs from base 1 to 399 and encodes 132 amino acids. The transcript has a single exon. The record is from RefSeq and is a predicted model, not a curated record.